GCGAGCUGUCUGUUUUUCAUCUUUAACAUUUCCACCUUCCCACAAACCCCUCCGGUGUGUGUGUCCGCACACACAGCGACAGCGCCUCUCUCUCUCUCUGUUUCGCUGAGUGUUUAUUAGAUUAGAAACGAAAUUUCGACCCAUUAAUUGCAAAGCAGUUGCGUAGCGUUUUGUUCCUCACCGACGGGGCAGUGAUUGUGGCGCUUGUGUUUGUAGCGAGCGCUCGCGUGUGUGCGUGUGUGUGUAUGUGUCCGUACGUGUGCUAAUAGUGGCGUUCAUCCGCAGCAGGGUACAGAGGGUACACACACUCCAAAACACAUCCCCGCUGUGCCAUCGAGCUGCGUUUGCCUGUUUGCCUUCCCGCCUUGGAUGUCCGCUGCGGGCCGGGCACCAGAACCAUAUCCGACCGUACGUCCGGCUGCUGCCGACAGUUCCCUCCCCGGAACGAUGUGACCCCGAGCCGCCCAAGCGCAUCCUUAUCCGUAGCAAGCGAGCGCGCGAGCGUGUGUGUGUGUGUUGUGAACUAACCACCCAGCCCUUCUCCAACUACCCCCUUCCCUCCCACGGCGCGUGGUACGUGCUAGGAGCAGGUGUGUAAAUAGUCCUAGUUGGCUUGUGCGGCCCAAAGCCGCCCUCAAUCAACCAGCGCCAACAACCAUCACUCCCUUCUUGUGCGAUAAAACGGAAGAAAGAGAGCGAAAGAGUGCGUGAGAGCGAGAGAGCGAGAAGGAAAGUGUGAGGAAGCAUCAACCGAUCAACCGCCGGAAUCGGCAUCCCCCCACCCCCUCCGAUCAAGCAGUUCUUCAACCAGCGGACGGCGUUCGGCAUUGUCCUUUGAGCCCGUUUUGCCCUAAACCCGUUGACCACAAAGCUCGCCGGACCGAGCACCCCAGCUCGAUGGCAAACGUCGACGAAAAUGGCUGUGCGGGAGCUGCACCGGAUGGACAGCAAUCCAUGGAUGGAGCGUACCCACUGCGGAUUAAGGUCGUGGCUGGGCUGCAGCUGGCAAAGAAGGAUAUAUUUGGCGCUAGCGACCCGUACGUGCGCAUUGACGUAAACCAGAUCAGCGGUGACGCGACCGUCCUGUCCAAGUUCACCAAGACGAAGAAGCGGACGCUCCACCCGAAGUGGAACGAGGAGUUCAUCCUGCGCGUCAACCCGGCCGAGCACAAGCUGGUGCUGCAGGUGUUCGACGAGAAUCGGCUCACGCGCGACGACUUUCUCGGCAUGGUCGAGCUGUCGCUCGAUCAGCUGCCGAAGGAGCGGCCGGGCGUCGAGAUCCCGAUCCGUAGCUACCCACUGCGACCGCGCAGGUCAGUUCGCGCUCGUUCGAAUGUGCGGGGCGAGCUGCAACUGUACCACGCGUUCAUUGUCGAUCAGGACAGCAACGAGACUGACUGGGAGAUGGUUGACUCGAAUCCCGUCCCAAGCGUUGCCAGUACGCCGCGUUCCUCGACCAGCAAUGCGGCCGCGUUCGAGCUGCCCCAGGGCUGGGAGGAGCGCCAGGACGCGAACGGUCGCACCUACUACGUCAAUCAUGUGGCCCGCUCGACCCAGUGGGAACGUCCCACGGCAGUGCCUAUGGAAGCGAUCGCCGAAAGCGAUAUGGACGUUGCAUUCCAGCGCCGGGUACACAUCAGCGUAGACGACAGCGCAACGUCGGAUACGGGCAGUGUCGGGUCGGAUCUGGCCGCCCUGCAGCUCAACACAUCGCGUAGCAACUCGCUCGUGUCCGCGUCGAACGGAAGUCUCGCGAGCAGCGCCCGUCCCGAUGGUUCGGCCGAAAAGGAGUCUACCCACACCGUAGUGUUGCGUUCGGGUGCUGCACCCGCUCAGUCCGCACACCGGCAUCUGAGUACACCGCCCCGGCUGCCGGCCGCGCUGGUGCGAAGCAGUACGCGGGCCGUCCCCAUACCAGGCCGGGCGGCGGCGGCACUGAAUCGGUCCAGAAGUGCAGUUUCGCGGUGGACAACGGUGGGCGCAGCGGGGCAGCAGUGCACGGCCCGUCCAGGCAGGCACGAGCAACUGACGGAGGAACCCGCCCAAACCACGGCCGAGCAGGAGAACGGUGAGAACGGCGGGGUGCAGCUACGAUCGUCCGCCCAUCUGGCGGACGGUGGGCGCCGUUCGUCGAGCCGCUCGUCCAUCGGCAGUGACAGCAGCUUGCGGGCGCAGCAGCGGGCCGCAAUCGACGCAGCGGACGAGGACAUGGUGGACGGUGGCGGCGUCGGCCAGACCGUUGUGCGCAGCGGUAGCAGCCACAGUAGCAGCAGCAGCAGUGCCUCCAGCAACAUGAACGGCGACCGGCGACCGUCCACCAGUGGGGGCACCCACCCCCACCAUCACCAGCACCACAACAACAACAACAACGGGGGUACGUUCGGCACCGGCGCAACGCACGGCAGCAACAGCAUCAACAACAACGACACGAGCGACGACCGCUCCUCGACCCGGUCCUCGACGUCGAACGAGAACGACUCGUCGGGCAGCAGCCCGUCGACUGGCGGAGGCGCCGGUUCGAUGACACUGCCGGCCGGCUGGUCGAUGCAGCUCGCCCCGAACGGGCGCGUCUUCUUCAUCGAUCACAACGAGCGCAAGACGUCGUGGGUGGAUCCGCGAACUGGCCGGGCCAGUCCGAUGCCGACCAGCCAGGGUUCGGCCGCCCUGAGCGACGUGCGCCGGCCGGAGGACGGGCUAGCGCCGCUGCCGGAAGGCUGGGAGGAGCGGGUGCACAGCGAUGGCCGUAUCUUCUUUAUCGAUCACAACACCAGAACCACCCAGUGGGAAGAUCCACGGCUGUCCAUACCGAACAUCGCCGGGCAGGCGGUUCCUUACUCGCGCGACUACAAGCGAAAGUACGAGUACCUGAAGACGCAGCUACGAAAACCGCAAAACGUGCCGAACAAGAUCGAAAUCAAGGUGCGCCGUGCGUCCAUCAUGGAGGAUUCCUACCGGAUCAUCAACUCGGUCACGCGGCUCGAUCUACUCAAGACGAAGCUGUGGAUCGAGUUCGAGGGCGAGGCAGGCCUGGACUAUGGUGGGCUGGCGCGCGAAUGGUUCUACCUGCUGUCGAAGGAAAUGUUCAACCCGUAUUACGGCCUGUUCGAGUACUCGGCGAUGGACAACUACACGCUCCAGAUCAACCCGUACAGUGAGCUGUGCAACGAGGACCACCUGCUGUACUUUAGAUUCAUUGGCCGGAUCGCCGGCAUGGCGGUGUACCACGGCAAGCUGCUCGAUGCGUUCUUCAUCCGGCCGUUCUACAAGAUGAUGCUGCAGAAACCGAUCGACCUGAAGGACAUGGAGGCGGUCGACACCGAGUACUACAACUCGCUCGUCUGGAUCAAGGAGAACGACCCGAGCGAGCUGAUGCUGACGUUCUGCGUGGACGAAGAAACGUUCGGGCAGACGACGCAGCACGAGCUGCUGCCGAACGGGGCCGCCAUCGACGUGACGAACGAGAACAAGGACGAGUACAUCCGGCUGGUCAUCCAGUGGCGGUUCGUGUCGCGCGUCCAGGUGCAGAUGCAAGCGUUCCUGGACGGGUUCGGUUCGCUGGUGCCGCUCAACCUGCUCAAGAUCUUCGACGAGCACGAGCUGGAGCUGCUGAUGUGCGGCAUCCAGAACAUUGACCUGCGGGACUGGAAGCGCAACACGCUGUACAAGGGCGACUACUACCCGAACCACGUCGUCAUCCAGUGGUUCUGGCGGGCGGUGCUGUCCUUCUCGAACGAGAUGCGCGCCCGACUGCUGCAGUUCGUGACCGGCACGUCCCGCGUCCCGAUGAACGGCUUCAAGGAGCUGUACGGCUCGAACGGCCCGCAAAUGUUCACGAUCGAGAAGUGGGGCACGCCGGAAAACUACCCCCGGGCACACACGUGCUUCAAUCGAUUAGACUUGCCACCGUACGAAAGCUACCAGCAGCUGAAGGAUCGUCUCAUUCAGGCCGUCGAGGGCAGUCAGGGUUUCGCCGGCGUCGAUUAGAUAUGUUUGCGAUACUCACGGUGUGUGUCUGUGUUUUGGUGUGGUCGCUUACUGCAACACAGAGAGAGAGAGAGAGAGAGAGAGAGAGAGAGAGAAGACACAGAACAUACACACGCCCCGUCCACACACAGUAUGCCAUCACACGUUCAAUAAGAAGAAACGAAACAACAAUACGGUUAGAGAAAUUUCUUAGCUUCGCAAGCAACACAUGGGCUCGCUCCCUUCUCCGAACCCCUCCCACUGUACGCCGUCAGCCGGGGCUGCGCGAUCCCAGUCCGAUAGAUCGGCCAAGCCAAGAAGAUGCCGACGGUGGGACGGCUCAUGACAAUCAAGUGUACACACGCUCGGGUCGGGGGUUUGCUCGAACAUGUGUGGUUAGUUAGGUUAGGCGUAAUAGAAAUAGCUAGGCUCUAGGGAUAGGAGAAGACGGGUGCGGCAGGCCAACACAGCAACACAGGCCCGGUGAGCGAAACUUAAACAACGUGAUAUUUGAUACCAGCUGCCAAAAAAGGAAGGAAAACAAGGAUAAACAAACAUUAUCGAAGGGUAGAAACUCUUGUGCGCGAUAACCAAACGGCAACAAACCGUGCAAAAUCAAACAAACAAAAAAAAACAUACCUGCGCCGUAGUGCCGCGUUGGAGAGAAAUCAUCGAUAAAUGAUAAACAAAAACUCGUAGACAUACAAUGUAAAGAAAAGGCCCCCUAUCCCCCCAUGUGGCAGUGUGAACGAGAAACAAAAGUCCAAAGAAAGCAUUGCGCCUCCCAUCCUCGUUUGCAGACGCUCGGAGAGAGAACUGAGUAAACAGCUGAUGCAGACACCCAAGCCCAUCCUGCAGUUAGGGUUUGUAGGUAUAUAUGAUACAGAAAAUUGAAACAAAAACACUAGAAACCACAGGGGAGGGUCGUAUUUCGUCGGUGUCAUUGGUAAAGCAACGACUACCAUCAAAAUUGGUUUUUGGUCGGAUUUUUGUAGUCGGCAAAGAUAGUAAAGAAACGUAUCGAUAACUUGAUCGGGUUGUACAUUUACUUUAUUGGGAACACGAUUGGAACGUAGUUUUCGGAUGUUCUUGUGUGUGUAUGUUUUUAAAGAAAGGAAAGCGGAGAGAGAGAGAGAGAGAAAAGAGAGAUAGAAAGGAAAAGAGAUAUAGAGAGAGAUAGAUAGAGAUAGAGAGAGAUAGAAAGAUAUAGAAAGAGAUAGAAAGGAAAAGAGAGAGAUAGAGAAGGCAAGAGAGAGAGAGAGAAGUUAAAAAGAGAGAGAGAAGUAUGAAAGAGAUAGAGAGAACGAGAGGGAGAGAGAGAGUGAAAGAAGUAUGAAAAAAAGAGAGAGAGAGAGAGAAGUAUGAAAAAGUAUCUAAAUUUGAUUACGGGCUAGUAGUGAUCGUUUAUCCUAAUUUUGUUUACCUUUCUCUUCCCUCUCACACACACACACACACUAGGGAUGGGGAAAACAAAACAAAUCCGAUUAAAUUCUAAAUUUAACGACUCAAAGUCAUCGUAGCGAAUGUUAGUGCAAUAGCAUUAUUUGGCAGGCUGCGAAAGUAAGCCGACACGUUUGUGUCGAGAAAAAGAGGGUAAAAGAAUAAAUAGCUAAACAAAAUUUAACCAGUGAACCACGAAAUGGGCUGAUUGAACGAUAAAAUGCGAUAAAUACGGGAAGAGUAAAUUGCAGAACACGCACUGCAAAGCAUGCGUACCUACCAAGGUACGCUAAAUCGUUGCUAUUUUUAACUAACGAAGCAAAGCUAAAAGGAUGUACUAUAUUUAAACGAAACCACUCAAUACCCCAUUGUAGCGUGGAAAAGAGAGAGAACAUGGAGCAGGCUGGAAAACAACAAGGAAAAACAAAAAAAAACAAAUGGCUGUUAUAUAUAUAUGCGUGUGUGGGGCCGAUUCCCGUAAAAAGGAUUUGCGGAGUGUUGCAAACCGGAUAGGGGUUUUUUUUUUCGUGUGGGGGUGAAGAGUUGUGCAAAGAGUUGUCUGUUUUUGGCUCAGCUCUUAUCUCUCUUGCAUCCCCCACUCCCCCUCCUGCCGCCGUCGCCGUUGUAUUUUUCAUCCUAAUCCAAUCCAAACGUUUCUGUGUACUAUGUUUGCUCGUUGUUACUUAAUUCGUUGUUCGUGGCUGUUUGGGCCACAGGCGUAGCGUGUGAUGCUUGUUAUAUCCCUGCAAGGCUACAAAGGCUAGGUGAGAAACUUAACAACAAAAGAAAAAAAGGAGAGAAGACAUAAACAAAACAGAAUAUUUAUAUACGAUAAUCCAUCCCUCGUGCUUUACCAUUGCGAGCUGCAGAAGAAUAAUGUUACAAGGCUAUAUUUAUUGAUUCCUCUGCCAGUGCGACUGUGUGGGGCCCGUGUUUGUGAAGGGCCGGAACAGGAGCGGCAAAUAAAAACCAACAGAUACUACACUAAAACGGGAAGGGGAUUGUAAUAAAGGCGAUUUGUUUUGACGAAGCGCGAACGAAAUAAAUUUGUUAGAGAAGAAGAGAAAGUGAUGGAGAGAGAGAGAGAGAGAGAGAGAGAGAGAGAGAGAGAGAGAGAGAGAGAGAGAGAGAUAGAGAGAGAGAGAGAACGGAUCAGUUAACUGGCAAUGCUGCGGCACUUUCGAAACUAUCCCGAGAACAAAGUUCAGAACUUAUUAAUGUUUCAGUUAAUUUGUAUGUUAGAGUUUAAUGGAAACAUAUUUUAAAUAAAGUGGAACUUACGAAGGAGUAAAAUUAUGCAGCAUCUAAA
Anopheles coluzzii is the source of this 6712-nucleotide messenger RNA. RefSeq names its product E3 ubiquitin-protein ligase Nedd-4-like. Lineage: Eukaryota; Metazoa; Arthropoda; Insecta; Diptera; Culicidae. The coding region runs from base 898 to 3984 and encodes 1028 amino acids. The transcript has 13 exons. Gene Ontology annotation, molecular function: protein binding; ubiquitin protein ligase activity; sodium channel inhibitor activity. Gene Ontology annotation, biological process: ubiquitin-dependent protein catabolic process; regulation of dendrite morphogenesis. The record is from RefSeq and is a predicted model, not a curated record.